This is a messenger RNA of Cynara cardunculus var. scolymus (artichoke), 1407 nucleotides long. RefSeq lists its product as uncharacterized. The coding region runs from base 1 to 1407 and encodes 468 amino acids. NCBI's taxonomy places the organism in Eukaryota, Viridiplantae, Streptophyta, Magnoliopsida, Asterales, Asteraceae. The record is from RefSeq and is a predicted model, not a curated record. The transcript has 3 exons. Gene Ontology annotation, molecular function: acetylglucosaminyltransferase activity.
AUGGCUACUUCUACCCUCAAACCCACAUCAUCCACCCUUUGCACAACACUUGUGUUAGUCUCGAUCCUCAUCAUGUUCAUCGUUUUCUCGUUCUCUAAACAACGCAACAGUCUUCGAACGGACUUCUUCCCUGUCACAGCACGCCAAUCCUUGCCGCAACCCGACACUAACAUUUCCCAUAUUGUUUUCGGACUUGUGGGAUCUACAAAGGCAUGGACCUAUCGAAAAUCCUACAUCGAGUCGUGGUGGCGUCCGAAUGUCACCCGUGGUUACCUCUACCUCGACACAGCCCCGACCAACGAUCUCUUGCCAUGGUCACCAAACUCCCCGCCUUUUCGUAUUUCCGAUAAUAUUACAAAGUUACUGGAUGAAACGAAGCAUGUGGCACCAAUCAUGGUCCGGAUGGUGCAUGCUGUGAUCGAGGUAUUUAGGGAAGAGAGAGAAGGGGUGCGGUGGUACAUCAUGGGAGAUGACGACUCGAUCUUUUUUGUAGACAAUUUGGUGGAUGUCUUAUCGGAAUACGAUCAUAAUAAGUAUAUAUACAUCGGUGGUCAUUCUGAAAGUAUAAUGUCGAAUCAGAUUUUCUCGUACGACAUGGGUUUCGGUGGAGCCGGACUCAUAAUGAGCUACCCGUUGGCAAAAAUGGUACAAAAGAAUAUAGAAGACUGCUUCAAAAGGUAUCCGUAUCUAAAUAGUGCGGAUUUGAUUUUGAUGACUUGCGUUAAUGAUUUUGGAGUUUCAGUGACCACUCAUCAAGGUCUUCAUCAGAUGGAUUUACGGGGUGAUGUAUCGGGAUUUCUAUCGUCACACCCGAAAGCUCCUCUGCUUUCUCUCCAUCAUUUCGACCACAUAGAUCCGAUCUUCCGCUCCAUGGAUAGUUUUCAAUCUGCAAAACACCUUAUGAAAGCUGCAAAAGUUGACCAAACCCGUUUGGUACAACAAACCAUAUGUUACAACAGACAGUUAAAAUGGUCUUUUUCAGUCUCGUGGGGCUACUCGAUCCAUGUUUACGAGAUAGUCAUCCCUCGGAGCAUCUUGAAGGUCCCUCUCGAAACAUUCAAGCCUUGGUUAUGGAACUCGCAGCCACCUUAUUACAUCUUCAACACAAGACCGUUGUCCAACGAUCCAUGUGAAACUCCCCAUGUGUUUUCAUUUGAUUCAGUAGAGAACGUUAGUGAAAAUGAAGUCGUAACAAAUUACAUUCGUGUGGCUUCACGUGGGUUGCCGACUUGUCAAUUCGCCGGCAACCAUUCUGCGGAUUUGGUCUCCAGAAUUCAAGUUGUGUCCCCAACGGCAAAACCCAACAAGAAUGGAAAAACUGAAUGUUGCGACGUGGUUGAGACCGAUGGCAUGGAGGUCGCGAAGCUAAGGUUGAGGGACUGCUUUGAUGAUGAGUUAAUUGCUUGA